CAGGGGGCGUGACAUCCAAAAUAUAAACACCUAUGUGCGGCGGUGCAGCCGACUGGGUUCACUCCAAAACAUAUUGGAUUGAUUUGAUUAUUAGUUUAUGGUUGGACUUUAUGAUAUCCCGUGGCUUUUUUAUGCUGAACGGAAUAGGUAUGAUAGCAUUUACACUUUAGCCUGCUAACGAUAGUCGGAUAGGGAUAUGGACAGCAUCCGAGAAUGAACAAUUCGCACUCUCCGGGGAUGUGUUGUUCAGUUGUCUUUGGCUGAUCUUUAUUUACACUCAUUAUGGCCAUUAGUACAUCUAAGGUGACAAUUGGAUUCGUAGUCGCAGGCUUACUUGCGGUGUCUUUCGGGACAGUGCUUGUGUUUGUAGGACCGAUGAUUAUUGAUGACCAAAUAAUAAAGAACACCGUGAUAGACCCGAACAAUGAGAUCGCAUACCCAAUGUGGAAGGACAUCCCUGUCCCCUUCUACAUGUCAGUGUACUUCUUCAACGUCCUCAACCCCAAGGAGGUUCUGCUGGGGGAGAAACCCAUGGUGGAGGAGAGGGGACCUUACGUGUACAGGAAGCGCUGUCAGAAAGACAACAUCACCUUUCACCCAAACUUCACCGUGUCCUACCGGGAGUACCGGCAGUACUACUUUGAGCCCAGCAUGUCGGUUGGGAAUGAGUCCGACGUGGUCACCAUCCCCAACAUGUUGGUGCUGGGCGCGGCGGUGAUGAUGGAGAAGUUGCCGUUUGCUGUUCGUAUGAUGAUGAGCGCCACAUUCAAGACCUUCAAGGAGGGCCCCUUCCUGACCAAGCCCGUGGGAGAGUUGAUGUGGGGCUACGACAGCGGCCUGGUCGACUUCCUCAACAAAUACCUGCCCGGGAUGCUGCCCACCAAGGGGAAGUUUGGCCUGUUCUCCGAGUUCAACAACUCAAACACUGGGCUCUUCAACAUCCACACCGGCAAAGAUGACAUCAGUAAAGUUCAUAAAGUGGACUCUUGGAAUGGCCUCAAAAAGCUGACCAACUGGGGGACCCCCCAGUGUAACAUGAUGAAUGGAACUGCAGGCCAGAUGUGGCCCCCAUUCAUGACCCCAAAGACCACGUUACCCUUCUACAGUCCUGAUGCCUGCAGGUCCAUGGAGCUGGUGUAUCAGAGGCCGGGGGUCAUGCAGGGCAUUCCUCUCUAUCGCUACGUCGCUCCCAAGACUCUGUUUGCCAACGGCUCGGACUACGCUCCCAACGAGGGCUUCUGUCCCUGCAGGCAGUCCGGCAUCCUCAACGUCAGCAGUUGUCGCCACAACUCCCCAGUGUUCAUCUCCCACCCCCACUUCUACAACGCCGACCCCGUCCUGCUCGACUUCGUCGGGGGACUCAGCCCCAAUGAGGACGAACACGGCCUCUUCAUAGACAUUCACCCCAUGACGGGAGUCCCGCUGAACGUGUCCAUACGCCUCCAACUAAAUCUGUUCAUGAAGCGCGUUUCGGCGAUUACGGAAACUGGGAAGAUAGCGGAUGUGGUGAUGCCCAUGAUCUGGUUUGAGGAGAGUGGCUACAUUGACGGGCCCAUCCUGGACACCUUCCACACCAACCUGGUGGUGUUGCCGGCGGUGAUGGAGUACACGCAGUACAUAUUCAUCAGCCUGGGCCUGCUCACCAUCAUUGUGGCCGUGCUUGUGCACAGGCGCUCCAAGAAUCUAAAAGAUAGCACGGGUGCUAGCAACGGAGACGGACUCGUGAGCGGACCACCCAGCGAGAAGACCCCUCUGCUUCACGAUGGAACCAUGGACUAACACACACACACACUCACACACAAAGCAAUAAGACUCAACCAAUGGCCCGGCAUCACUGCUGUGCUCAAGUGUUGUUUGCAUGGGAUCUUUUGUUACAAAGACUGAUGCACCAAAUAUCAGCUUUGCCGUUUUCACUGUUCUAUAAAUAUAUAGAAGUAUUUCCUUUCAGGAGUGGCAGUGUUGAGACUCACGAUAGCGAUCCGUCGACAAGGGCUCUGUCCGGGAUUAUGUUUGUCUCUUGGACCUCAGCAAAGUUGAGAAGAACAAAUCUGUAUGUGGGUUAUAUAUUUUUUCUACACCUUCGCCUCUGUUUCUCUAGACUGAUGUUAUUGUUGGUGAUGUUGUAUCUAUACACUAACCGGUUGCCUAGAAUUUCCUCCACCCCAAAAAAAACCUGCUUUGAUUGAGUGAUUCGUGCAUUUGUGUCUCAAUCGACGAAACUUUGAAACUGGAUAUUGUGACCUGUCAAUCGUUGUGCCAUUCGGAUACCUCAAAUGGACUUGUGCCUUUAUACCAUUUGAUACCCCUUUUAUACCAAUUCUUACGAAUACUACUGGGUGACAUUCACACGAGUUGAUUCUAUACUUGAUUGACUGACUAGAGUGAGUUCUAAAUGUACUAGCCAUAGGAAUCCUACAUUAGGCUGUAUCUGGGAUGCACAUUAUUGUAUCUAUUCAAUUGUAGCAUUCUGUCUCUGUGUUUGUAAGAGUCUAAAUGUGCUUCAUGAUGGUCAUGUGAUCGGAUGGAAGCAGACUGAAAUAAAUUUCUUUGUUCAAAACAA
Gadus macrocephalus (Pacific cod) is the source of this 2560-nucleotide messenger RNA. RefSeq names its product scavenger receptor class B, member 1 (gene scarb1). Gene Ontology annotation, biological process: plasma lipoprotein particle clearance; cholesterol import; cholesterol efflux. The transcript is spliced from 12 exons. The coding region runs from base 283 to 1779 and encodes 498 amino acids. Lineage: Eukaryota; Metazoa; Chordata; Actinopteri; Gadiformes; Gadidae. The record is from RefSeq and is a predicted model, not a curated record. Gene Ontology annotation, cellular component: caveola; cytoplasm. Gene Ontology annotation, molecular function: lipid binding; low-density lipoprotein particle binding; scavenger receptor activity.